AUGGCCAGCAAGACGUUGACCGUCGGAGCUGUGAACGCUAGAGAAAACGUACGAACAAAUUCUUCUCGUAGUUCUCUUCCAGAUGGAUUCCGAAGCCCACAGGCAGUUGCCGACGCUGUUGCAGCCGCUCUAGCGGCCGAGAACGAUGCUAGAAGCGAUGCUAAUCGGCGCAAAGGCCAAACGCCAGCUGAUCCCAACCAACCACCAAAGCUAGAGCGCAGCCACUUGGAAGGAGACGUUAUCACCAACCAGAUCGACGCAGUGCAACAGUUGAUGUACCCGAAAAACACCCCGGACUGGCAGUUGAUCAAACCGGAACACUUCGAAAGAGGUCCAACCCCGAAAGGCUGGAAAGCUGGACUCGAGAAUCUACAGGAGCGCAUUGGCGUCAAAUUCCAGGAUAAGACGUUCCGUGUGGUGCGACUGUCGAACCGCAGUCUGGAAUUUCUAGGAGACUCGUUGCUGGGUGCUGCAGUGGCGGGAUACGUGUAUCAGAUGCUGCCACGACACCAAGAAGGCCAGCUAUCACGUGCUAAGUCGGCGCUGGUGAAUAACGACACACUUUCGAAGAUCAGUGCGGAUUUGAGCAUUACAGAUCUACUGCUUUGGCCGCCGGGAUUCAGUGAGGCUAGUGGUGCACCGCUUGUUGUCAAAGGACGAACUACCAUUGCUGCAGGCGCCGUGGAAUCACUAAUUGCAGCGAUUUAUCUCGAUCAGGCACUAGAAGAUGCGGGUAUGGAGACAGCGAUGAACUUUGUGGCUACCCACAUCUUUCCUCGCUCGGUUGAGUAUGCCACUCGCGCACUCGCGACGUCAUUUGGGAGCCUAUUGUCGAGUUGCAAAACAUGUUGCAGGGACACUACUACGGCCAACCAGUCUACAAGUAUGUAUACUUGA
Molecule: messenger RNA, 897 nt
Organism: Phytophthora nicotianae INRA-310
Lineage: Eukaryota; Oomycota; Peronosporomycetes; Peronosporales; Peronosporaceae
Exons: 3
Coding region: 1-897 (298 amino acids)
Biological process (GO): rRNA processing; regulation of gene expression
Cellular component (GO): nucleus
Molecular function (GO): double-stranded RNA binding; ribonuclease III activity
Source: RefSeq, a predicted model, not a curated record